UUUCUGUAUGUAUAUAUAUAUAUUUAACUUUCGGCAUUAAUACCAAAAAUUGUAAGUGGAAAAGCACAUCCACGUAGAUGUCGAACUGCUGCCGUGCAGUGUUCGUUGAGCAAGCCAAGGCCGGCGCUACAUGGCCGGGAGAGGCGAGAUCAUACAGAUUCACAUUGGCCAGGCGGGUGUACAGAUAGCAAAUGCUUGCUGGGAGUUGUAUUGCCUCGAACAUGGCAUACUGGCGGACGGCAGACUUAUGCAGAAGCCCUGCGAUGACUCCUUCCUCACGUUCUUUGAGUUCACGAGUCAGCAAUCGUGCGUGCAGCCGCGUCUCGUAAUGAUUGACACGGAACCGACAGUUAUAGAUGAGAUACGCACGGGUGCGUAUCGUAAUCUCUUCCACCCGGACACUCUAAUAUCUGGCAAGGACGAUAGUGGCAGUAAUUUUGCUCGCGGCUAUAACCUGAUGGCCAGUGAGCUGCUGGAGCGGGCCAUGAAUGCCAUACGCCGCGUGGCCGAUCGCUGUCGCAGUCUGCGCGGCUUUCUCGUCAUUCGGGCUAUAGGCGGGGGCACUGGUUCCGGCUUGGGGACUCGCAUUAUGGAAAAGCUAGUGGAGGAAUUUGGACGCAAGAUUACGGUCAUUGAGUUUCUCGUCUACCCCUCGCCCUCCAUUUCACCGGUAAUUGUGGAGCCCUACAAUGCACUGCUAGCCACGCACUUCUCGAUGGACUGCGCCGAUGUCUCGUUUAUUGUGGAUAACGAAGCGUUGUACGAUAUUUGCGCCAAUACUCUGAAUGUACCUGCGCCCACCUAUACAAAUCUGAAUCGUAUUAUCGGUCAAGUGGUGUCCGGCUUCACCGCCACGCAGCGCUUCUCGGGCCAUCCAAAUGUUAGCUUCCAGGAGCUGCAAACAAACCUGGUGCCCUAUCCACGCAUCCACUACCCGCUCAUCAAUUACGCGCCCCUCGUACCCAUCACACACUCCAUGUACGUCAAUAUGUCGACGGCCCAGUUGACCGGCCAGUGUUUCCAAAUGAGCAAUCAAAUGGUGCGCUGCAAUCCCGCACACGGCAAGUACAUGGCCUGCGUGUUGCUCUAUCGCGGCGAAAUUGCACCGAACGAGAUCAACACGGCACUGGAGAGUAUCAGACGGGCCAAGGCCUUUCGUUUCGUCGAUUGGUCGCCGACAGGCUUCAAAAUAGGCGUGUCCCACAUGCCGCCGGUGUACGUGCCCAGCGGCGAUCUGGCGCCCACAAGUCGCGCCUGCGUCGCCAUCUCGAACAAUACCAACAUACGCAUCGCCUGGUGUCGUCUGGUCAACAAGUUCGACAAGCUGUACCAGAGGCGCGCCUUCGUCUAUCACUAUGUGGGCGAGGGUCUCGAGGAGGGCAACUUCAGCGAGGCGUCCGAGAAUAUAUGUCAGCUGGUACAUGAUUAUCUUGAGGUGGAUGCCUCCGGCGACGCCACGCGCCAGGGCUCGGAUAACGAAGGCGACUGAGAGAGAAUUGUAACCCAUAGCUAUACAUACAUAGCUAUAGCGUGUUGUAUGCAUCAUCAUGUUUUCGCAACCUUCAUCCACCUGGCCACAUUACAGUUUCUUUUUCGGGAUCACUUUGAAUAAAAUGCAAAAUCGAUUUGUUCGGUAAUUGCAGCAAUUGCGCUCGAAAUGACUUCAUCAUCCCAUAAGUAACCGCUUAGGGGCCCUGCGCUCAAAACAACUUCCCACUAUGUGACGCGAUGUCCAAAUUAAGUAUUUAUGGCUCGCAAAAACAAACAUCGGCAUCUCCCGCACAUCGUGCAGACCGAGAGCCGGCAAUUUUCGUUGCUUGACCCCAACCAGCGUCGCUUCACUGAAGCCUAUAAUUAAAAUGAUCACAGUCAAGGGUUUAGCACGUACCGAGGCAAAAGUCGCGCUUAUCGCGAUGCCAAAAGGCAGUUACAGGACAAGAUCCUCUCAAACUUAAUGAUGGUUGCAUGAAGUAAUGCGUGAUUGCGAAGAAUUGAAAAAGCGGUUGCGAUUAUUCAAACGAAAGUGCCCGAGACAAGGAGAGCCUUUAACAAGAGGACCAAGUAGUAAUAUCUGAAAAAUCAUUAAAAAAUCAAUAGUAAUCCA
Molecule: messenger RNA, 2104 nt
Organism: Scaptodrosophila lebanonensis
Lineage: Eukaryota; Metazoa; Arthropoda; Insecta; Diptera; Drosophilidae
Product: tubulin alpha-1 chain
Exons: 3
Coding region: 131-1489 (452 amino acids)
Biological process (GO): mitotic cell cycle; microtubule cytoskeleton organization
Cellular component (GO): cytoplasm; microtubule
Molecular function (GO): GTP binding; structural constituent of cytoskeleton
Source: RefSeq, a predicted model, not a curated record